GACCUCUCAGUGCAGUUAACAGGGUCGUCUGAAAGGUGGGAGGCGGUGAAGGACGAGUCGGGUGUCCUGCAUCUCCACGGCACGGGUAUCGUCACGUCCAAUGGACAGUACGUUCUUCCUCUCCAGAGCCUUCAGGGUCUCCAGAACCAGCCCAUCUUACUCACGUCAGGGACCGACGCGUCCGCCGGCGCAGUGCCUAACAUCCAAUACCAAGUCAUCCCUCAGGUGCAGACGGCCGAAGGGCAGCUGGGUUACUCUGCCUCUGCCGUCGAGGGGGCCUCGAUGGCGCAGGACGCCACAGGGCAGAUCCAUAUUCUCCCAGACGGCACCCAGACCAUCAGCGUCACGGGCGCAGACGUGCUCAGCAACAGUCAGAACCUCAUGACCCAGUCUGGCCAAGUGCACCAGAUCCCGCAGGUGUCUCUGGGAAGCUCUGCCUUCAGCACUCAGGGUCAGGUGGUCACUAACGUGCCUCUGGGCUUGCCUGGUAACAUUACCUUUGUGCCCAUAAAUAGCGUGGAUCUGGACUCUCUCGGGCUCUCGGGAGCCCAGCCGAUCGCCACCGGCGUCACGGCUGACGGACAGCUGAUCAUGACCAAUCAGAGCGUGGAGCACUCUGAGGGCUCGGCCAAAGCAGGGGAACAGCAACAGACAUUCAACUCCAGUGCAGCCGCAGACAUGUUUGUGCCUACCACGUCUUCAGCGUCCUCCUCGUCCUCACAGCAGCCCACCAACACGAUAGACGGCACGGGCGUGUUGAUGCAGUCUGCGGCGGGAGAGCAGGGAGACGGCUCGGGCUACCUCAGUCAGUGCGCGGUGCAGGUGUCUGGAGGACAACAGGUGAUCCAGUUACAGCAGUUGCCCUUCCAGACCGCUGACGGUCAGGUGUCUGCUCAGGCCCAGCAGUCUCUGCAAAACGUCCAGCUCAUCAACCCAGGAACCUUCCUCAUCCAGGCCCAAACCGUCACUCCGUCAGGACAGAUACAGUGGCAGACCUUCCAGGUAUGA
Messenger RNA from Sinocyclocheilus anshuiensis, 1008 nucleotides. Its product is annotated as transcription factor Sp3-like. The record is from RefSeq and is a predicted model, not a curated record. NCBI's taxonomy places the organism in Eukaryota, Metazoa, Chordata, Actinopteri, Cypriniformes, Cyprinidae. The transcript has a single exon. The annotation marks the transcript as partial.